AUGUCUACUUACGUGGCUGUAUCGUUUCUGUGGCAUGAACGUAGCAGUGCUGCGAGACUGAAGCUUAAAUUUCUAGCUUUGAACUUGAAUUUACAAACCUUGUUUCUUCUAGUCGGAUUAUGGCAUAUAUGGUCUUCUGUGGUGAGAUAUGCAUCAAGCCCUAAGACAUUCCAAGUUCGUGUCUGGAAUCCCGUACCAGGAUUUCAUGGGAGGAUCAAGCACUUGGAACUCUAUUUUAUUUCAAUUGGUGUUUUCAUUAGUUUGUGCGUUGAACUUUUAAUUGGAACACAACUCAAGAUUUUUGAUGGUGGAAUCUUGAAUGCUACUUACUUGAAUAACUUCGAGCACUCUGGAACGAUGCUGUUCUCUUUUAUCUUCGGUUUUGUUACCCUGCUAUCAGAAAAUACAAGAUAUGUUACCGUGCCAGAAGGUGCUCUAUGUUUCAUUUUUUCCACAGCAUUCAGUACAGAGUAUAUUUUAUUUUACUAUCACUCAACAACACACAUAGGUCUAGAAGGCUAUUAUCAUAUCCUCCUUGGCUUUCUGGUUCGUCUUUGCAUUUUAUCUACAAUUGCCGGAGCACUUCUCCCGACCAGUUUUCCGGUAGAUUUAUGUAGUAGCAUCACCAUAACGCUACAAGGAAUCUGGUUAUAUCAGACAGCCUUUGUUCUCUACGGUCCUAUGCUACUGGCCGGUUGUACCAUGAGGGACAAUAUUAUCACGUGUCAUUCGAAUGAGAGCGAGAUUCAUGGCGAAUUGCUUGCUAAUUUUCAGCUCUUUUUUGCAGUCCUUGUUGUUCUUGUAGGAACUACAGCUUCCUAUGGCUUUGCAGCUUCAAGAUAUGGGAAUUUUGAAGAAGUUGCUCCUAAUUAAGGGUUUGAUUAGAUUAAGAAUGAAUUAGACUUUAA
Messenger RNA from Medicago truncatula (barrel medic), 908 nucleotides. RefSeq names its product transmembrane protein 45B. The coding region runs from base 1 to 873 and encodes 290 amino acids. The record is from RefSeq and is a predicted model, not a curated record. Lineage: Eukaryota; Viridiplantae; Streptophyta; Magnoliopsida; Fabales; Fabaceae. The transcript has 4 exons.